Molecule: messenger RNA, 1056 nt
Organism: Cordyceps militaris CM01
Lineage: Eukaryota; Fungi; Ascomycota; Sordariomycetes; Hypocreales; Cordycipitaceae
Exons: 3
Coding region: 1-1056 (351 amino acids)
Source: RefSeq, a predicted model, not a curated record
AUGUCAUUUGCACGAUCUCUCAACAAGGCCCAAGGCUUCCUCAUGCCCUACCGGAGACCAACUUUCGGGCGCACCCUUUCCAACUCUUCGGAGCUAUCCCUCACCUCCAAUACCAGCGGCCGCGAUGAAGAUGUGGCCGGCGAUUCUGUACCGUCCGUGCCAGGCACACCAGUGCUAGCUCCGAUGGAGAGUUCCUACUUUACAAAACGCAAGUACUCAAAAUAUCUUCACUCCAUGACACUACAACAUCUUAUCCUCUUGCACCACAAAGGCAUCACUCAAUACGGCCCCGAGUCUCGUUCUCGCCCUAUCGCCAUCGAAUUACCGAAAUCGAAAAAGUCUGGUACUUCAGUUUACACUCCCACUGAAACGCUUUCUGCUCGCGGCGACCUACCUGGUGGCUAUUUCCCCAUGCACGAGGACCCAAAGUGUCGCAUUCAUCGCCCACAUCCCUUUCACUCGGAAAAUCGUCAAAAGAAUUCGGAAUUCAAAUUCGAUAUGCAAGCCCCAAGAGAGCAACCGGCCUCGAUGGCACCGGCCUGGCAGGGCACUCACACACCCGUGUCGUCGUACAUGCCCUCAGGGAUCCACGAACAUUCGUUACCUGUCGGCAAAUAUUACCCUUCCAACUACGAAAGGCGCACGCGCCAGUUGCAAAACCAAAGGACCUUUGUCUCAGAUUCGGUCACGUCAUAUGCCAAGACGGAUGCCCAAGGUACCACGUACAAGGGCACCGACGACGCACGACAGCGAUUGCAACAGUACCAACGUGACAUGGUCGCACAGGCUUCCAUGGCACUGGGUGGCUCGUACAAGCCAAGCAUGUUGCCCGGAAACGCCGCGGUCCUAAGAAAUCUGCCUGUUCCAGAUGGCCGGUUUGGCCGCCCAUCAACGCCACAGCGACCACUUUCCCCGCACCUCCAACCCAUGGGAAGCCCCGGCCCGGUUACACCAAUGGACCUAGAGGCACAGGAGGAAUACAUCACCAAGGGCCAUGUCGCGGCCAGCACAACUCUGGCUCCCCCUGCAGCCGAGUUCGCACCGCACUCGCUUUGA